Messenger RNA from Adineta steineri, 1128 nucleotides. NCBI's taxonomy places the organism in Eukaryota, Metazoa, Rotifera, Eurotatoria, Adinetida, Adinetidae. The record is from the annotation of a GenBank genome assembly.
AUGACUCACUUGAUCUAUCCUCGUCCGAAACUUCCGGGUGCCUUUUCUGUUCGAAUUGAGACCUAUCAUUUUAAAGAACUAGUUCAUUUCUGGGAAUAUCCUAUCAGUCCACUCGACUUUCUACCUGUACUACGUGUUGCCAAAGUGCUUCGAUUUCCUGCUCGUUCAUUUCCCUGGUUUUGUUCACACAACUAUUGUGAAAAUAAUGGAACUUGUCAUCAACGAGAGGACAACCGAUUUCUCUGUAUUUGUGCAAACGGUUGGAAAGGUAAACUGUGUGAGAUGAAAACUGAGCAUAUUCAUUGUGCAUCACAUUCACUGGCACGAACAGAAACCAUCUGUGUUUGUCCGCAGGGCUAUCUCGAACCUUACUGUUACGUUCAGAAUCUAAAGUGUCAACCACAUACUUGUGAACUGAGUAAAACUUGCAUUCCGCAAUCACAUUUUCCUAUAUAUGGACAUAUUUGUAUCUGUAAUACAUCUGAUUGUAAUGUCGACCGACCAGUGAUUAGUGUUCAUCGACAAGAGCCGAAUCAAUCACCAUUUCUUUUGCAAUUACUACAGCUUACAGGGGACUAUCCGACGAUUCGUCAGCAAAUUCUCAUUCAACCACUGACUUCGUUUCCUUUGAUCAAAACCAUUAAAACUCGUGAUAGGGAUUAUUCAAUUGGAGAACAACCUGAAAUCGGAUUACUCUUCACUUUUGAACCAAAUGCAUAUUCAAUCGAGACUACAUUAUAUUUGCUUUUUAUCAAUUGUUCUAAUGCGAUGCGAAACUUUUCCGUUGAUCUUGAUCUACAACUGAAUAAAUGUUAUGUUCUACCCGAAAAUCAACGACAUUCUGUUACAUUAUUUGGUAGUUUUUGCCAAAAUUUCACAUAUGGUACUUGCUUUAUAUCUGAUGGAUAUCUUUGUUAUUGUGGUUAUCCGAAUAAAAAUCAUAGUAAUUGUCUUUCUUAUCAACGACGAUACACGGUAUGUAGCUAUUGUCAAAAUCAAGGACACUGUGUUCAAGGUGAUCUAACAAACAGAACUGAUUUUGCUUGUGUGUGCCCAAAGGCAAGCAAAUAUCAAACUCUUGAAACACUACGUUCAAGAAAAUCAUCAUCAACUUCAUUAGUAAUAUAA